AUGGAAUUAGGCUCACAACGGAUUGAUGUUCAGCAAACUAGAGAAUCCGUGACAAACAACAGCGCUGUCAACGGCUUCACCGGCACUGUAGGAAACACUCCAUUGGGUGCAAGAUACGGGAAGGCUGAAUUCCAAAAGCCCGGAGGUAGCGGUCGAAUAAAACCCGGUGGAACCGUUGUCGAGGGUGCUGCAAGCAACACCGGUAUUGGCCUUACCCACGUUUGUAGACCCAGGGGCUACGAGUGUGUGAUAUUUAUGCCCAACAUUCAGAUUGACCUUCUCCGGAUGCUCGGUGCCGAGGUCUACCCAGUGCCCGCGGUUCCCUACGAGAACCCUUUGAACUAUAAUCACCAGGCGAAUUACGCCAAAAAGCUCGAGAAUGUCAUAUGGACAGACCAAUUCCAAAACACCGUGAAUGCGUACACCCACUAUAUCUCUACUGGACCCGAAAUGUGGGAACAGUCGAUGGAUGAGAUCGAUGGCUUCUAUCUGAAGGAGAGGAGCAAUAGCAGGACGCAAAUAUGGCUCGUCGAUCCACCUGGAAAUGUCUUAUACGAAUGCGUGACUUCUGGUGGAAAUAUCGAGCGUUCUCGAAGUUCCGUCACAGAAAGGAUCAGUCAGGGUCGCGUCACAAGUAAUUUUGGCACUUUUGUCACUGACCUUACAGGGGCACUUCACAUACCGGACGAGAAGGCGAUAUCCAUGUUACAUCAACUUCUUGAUACAGAAGACUUGUACAUAGGCGCUCCCUCGGCGCUAAAUAUCGUUGCAACUGUAGAGCUUGCACAAAAGUUAGGGAAUGGCUCUAAAGUUGUGACGAUAUUAUUUGAUGGUGCUUACCGAUACCAGAGCCACUUAUUCUCGAAGAAAUAG
This is a messenger RNA of Suillus subaureus, 873 nucleotides long. RefSeq names its product tryptophan synthase beta subunit-like PLP-dependent enzyme. The coding region runs from base 1 to 873 and encodes 290 amino acids. Gene Ontology annotation, cellular component: cytoplasm. Gene Ontology annotation, molecular function: cysteine synthase activity. The transcript has 7 exons. The record is from RefSeq and is a predicted model, not a curated record. Lineage: Eukaryota; Fungi; Basidiomycota; Agaricomycetes; Boletales; Suillaceae.